AUGGGGACGCAGUGGUCUCGUAGCAGCAGCAGUCUGUCGCUCCUCCCGGAAAGGCAGAGCUCUUGGCGGCGGGGAGAGGACAGAGAUUCCGAUAAUGACUCUUUAGAUGGGCUCGGCAGACGGGAGGACAUAGCCCAGUUCCCAUACGUGGAGUUCACCGGCAGGGAUAGCAUAACGUGUCCAACAUGCCAAGGCACUGGACGAAUACCCUCUGAUCAAGUGAAUGAACUGGUUGCAUUGAUCCCAUACAGUGACCAAAGGCUGCAGCCCCAAAGAACGAAGCUGUAUGUGGUCCUGUCAGUUGUGUUGUGCCUCCUGGCUUCUUCGCUUGUGGCCUUCUUCCUCUUCCCUCGCUCCGUGGUUGUGGUGGACGAUGGGAUACACUCAGUGACUGUGCGCUUCGACCACUCCAAUAUGAAGGUUCUAAUGAACAUGACCAACACUCUGAACCUCAGCAACCCAAACUUCUUCUCAGUGCUGGUGCAGAGUGUGAACUGCCAGGCACUUUACAUGAAGACAGUGAUCGGGACUGAGCAGCUAGACAAUGCCACCACCAUUCUGCCGCUCAGUGAGAGUCAGGUGAACUACACUGUCAGUGUGGAGAUUGGUAGCAGUGCACCCUACGUCUAUGCCUUCUGCACCAUGCCCAGCAUUAAGGUCCACAACAUUGUCGUAUUUAUGCAAACCUCAGUGAAAACCUCAUACAUGGUGCGAACAUCCCAGAACAGCCUCGAGGCUUAUCGCUACAUAGACUGUGGUUCGAACACCACAUACCACCAGACAGCCAAGCAGAACAGUCACAUCUCCUCUACCCACUCACCAGCUACAUCCCUCAGCUUCCCUCUACUCUGAGUGGAACAGUCCUGGGAAAAGAUGAAUCACCUCUCUGUCUGUAAGGGAGAACAAAAUCCAUCUUGAGUGUGCACUAACAUCUCCAACCUCCCCCAAAGUCACCAGCAGCAAAAUACCAAUGGUGCUUUCUUCUAAGCUGACACAGAAUAGGUAACAUUGAGUAGCGAUUAACUUGUGCCAUUGGAUAUUUCUUGCCACAGCAGGCACUUUUGUGUUUUACUUGCAUUGGUGGGGCUUAUGAUUGCCUGAACUCAUCAUGUCUAAAAUAACUUUUAAAAAGGCAGUUUUGUCACAUGUUCUAGUGGGGAAAAGGGAGUGGCAAAUUGAAUGAGUAUUUGCUAACGAGUGCUCUGUGGCCCUGUUUUCGAAGUAGGACAAAUGUCAGAGAAAGCUCUUUUCUAUAAGGGGAAUGGCUGACAAUCCCAGCUGACAAUGGGAGUGCCUCUGUUGGCAUUUUUGCCAUAGCUUUAAUUAACACUUCAGAGCUCUGUUUGUGUCUGCUGCUGCUGUUGAAACAUCAGGAUAGCAUUAUUCAGCAUAGCUUGAAUUACUUUUGGUAUUGUAACAUUGUGUUGACUGAAGGCUGCUGGCUUUUCUUUAAAAAAAAAAAAGAGAAGGAGCUGGCCUGCUGUUUCUAUUUUGGAUUUAAUGCGACCAUAGGAGGGAUCAUUUAGUGACUGUUCUUGCACCUUGAAACUUGGAUAUAUUGUUAAGCAUAUUGCUUUUGGUGUUAUUUAACUGUUUCUGAAGUUGAAAAUGGCGUUUACAAAUUUAACAUAUCAAAGAUGUUUUUAAAUUGAUAAGUUAUUUCUUGGUACCUCUCAUCACAGCAAGUCUAAGCACACUGAUUUUACAUUCAUGGUCCAUAUAAGGAUCAUAGAGAGGAAUACUGUUAUCAGUAGGUAUCAUUGAAGCUCAUGUGUUGAUCUGUCCUAAUUACUGAUACUGUAACUCACUCUAUAGUGUCCUAGUUAAUAAGUAUUUAAUCAUUUACUCCUGGUUAAGCUACUGAAAGAGGAAGUAGGAGCCUUAAAUAUAUUGUCCCACCAAUGUACCUUACAUAAUAUGUGCUGUUGAGCAUCUGUAUACAUCUUCUCCACCAUGGCCUUAACAAUCCAGAUGUGCAACAGUAAACAGAUAUAUAAAGAAAAUGGUUAAAAGCGUGUGUGUGUAUUGUUAAGUAUACUAACAGGGGGUCUGUCAGACUGACCGUAAUUGAUUUACACUGUUCUUUCCUUUGCCUUAUCCUUCACCAGUGUGUUUUACUUAACUCUUCUGUGGCUUAUCAAUCUUCAAACAUCUCUGCAGAGCAUUUCAGACCAGUCUGGUGGUUGAUAGAGGUUGACUGAAACUUUACAUCAUCUAGUAUUCUCAAAUGACUUCUGCUCUAGUAUUUCCUCUGUAUAGAUUUGUUUCCGUUGUGAGGUCGACUUAAUGACAUAAGAGACUGAAAGCAGUUGGGAUUUGAUUUUUUUUUUUUUUUUUAAAGGGACAGUUGUUUGUAAAUUUAUGAAUGAAAGGUUUUACCAGGGUUUUUUAAAAAUACAGUAUAUAUUGUCAUGCUUGGUUCUAGUUAAAGAUAUUAAAGGAAGUUGUGAAUAAAUUAAUAAUGAACACCAAUACUUGUUUCAGAUUUUUUUAUUUUUUUUGCCAAUCAUUUAGAGCUGCAACAAUUCUUCAAUAAUCGAUCUACAGGAAAUUAAUCAGCAACCAUAUUGACUUUUCAGUCAUUUUUCAAGCAAAAAUGGUUCCAGCUUCUAAAAUGUGAGGAAUUGCCUUUUUUCUAUUCAAUAUCAUUGUCAACUGAGUCUUAUUGAGAAAAUAAUCUGCAGAUUAAUCAAUAAUGAAAAUAAUCGUCAGUUGCAGCCUUACGACGUUAACCCGAAAUAACCACUGACCCAAAAACACUUAAGGUACCACAUUAUUUCAGUUUAAUUCUGUUCAUUUUUUUGCAUACAAAAUAGCAUAUCCUUUCAAACAAACAAAUGUUUGCUUUUUUUGUCUCAUAUAUUGUGCUAUAACUGCAUGUGAAAAUAUAUUACUACAUAAUAUAUAAUAUAUAAUACAACAAGAAAACAGACCACAAUAUAUUAUCAAUGUAACACAAGUAGUGUUUUUCUUGGUUUUUAUUAAACAAGGCAACACACUAAUUGAAUGCAUGGUAAAAAUACAAGAAGCAAUAAGUACAAAAAUAUAGCUGGAUAAAAAGUUUAUUAAUACAAGAGUGCCUUGUCUUUGGUUAAGUAUGUCUAAUGUCUUUAGUCCACUGCCUUGCUUGUGUGUUUACCUGUCUUUGUUAACUUAAUAUAGCCUAUGUGUGAAUAAGUUUUAUAAUGAAUUUGGUCACAGGAUGCAGUGAAUGAACAACAUUUCACAACAAUGGUGUGGUUUAACACUAUGUCCUUUCACAUCUAGCUUCUCCAUUUCAUAUAUAUUUCUUUAAAAGUGGACGUAACAAUACCUUACCCAACAUAUUUACCUAAAUACCGUCAACACACCAAAAUCCUCAACACACACGCUCAUUAAAAGUAAAAAACCUUACAUUCAUGUUUACUUUCAUCAGAGAGUUAUGUUUUUCGCUCACUCCAAUUAUUUGUGUUUGUGAAAAAUAUGACCCACGCUUAUGAUAAAAUGUGUUACACUUAUAAAGGUGCUGUUGUAGGGUUGAAGGCAAGAGUUGAAAAAUACUUUUUUAAACAAAGAAGAAUAAUGGAUUUUGUAGCAAAGCAAAAUAUAUACACCUGCUGUUUUAAAGGCAGUUAUGUCUAAAUGUUGAACAUGUUGCCCAAAAACAGUGCAAAGAAAGAUCCUCUUUGUAACCACUCCACAGUGUGUCCUUAAAACUUCUAUCAUUGUUACACUGAACACCAGUCUGACCAAGAUGAUAAAAGUUGUAUUUAACCAUCAUUUAAGCAGGGGCCUGUAUCACGAAGCGAGUUCAACUGGCAUUCUUUGAGCUGCCUGGAUUCACUGAGCCUAACAUCGGUGAUCCUGGAUAACCAGUAUCAUGAAGCUGGUAAUUAACUGGCUCAGUUAACUCUGGGUUUUCCAAUCCAGCUAUGAUAGUUCAUGAGAAAGAGGCGGCGUUCUUAAUUACAACCAAGCACAAAAGAACAACCUCUUUAGAUACUCUUAAUUAAGAGCUUAACACUCAAAAACUCUGGUCUGGUCUGGGUGCGGUUUGGUCAAAUUUGAUUCAGUGACCAAAUAACCCACCAACUGUCAUCAGAUUCUGAUUCAAAUUUAGUUAAAUCCUGAUUGGUGCAUGUAACUACGUGACAUCACCAUUUUUCCAACUGAGUCCGGCCCAUUUCAAACUAAUGACAAAAACAGAAAUACUAAAAUCUCAAGUAAAUAAUACGUAGAGUACAGAUAGUCUGAGCAAAAAAAGGCAUAAAGAAGAGAAAUUAAUAAGAUCUAUUGAAAAAUGUUUCUUCUAUCUCUGACAUAAUUAUCAUGGCAGGCAAAGUGACUGAUCUUUAAAAGUGUACUGAUCUAUAAAAAAAGUCUAUUGUCAGGAUACUGCAGGAAUGAUGACUCCAUGUAAACCUGCUCAGAAGCAGGUUACCAUGGUGAUCUAGCCUGGUUAAAAGUGAGUCAGGUU
Messenger RNA from Siniperca chuatsi (mandarin fish), 4456 nucleotides. It is a transcript of the gene tmem106c, whose product is annotated as transmembrane protein 106C. The record is from RefSeq and is a predicted model, not a curated record. NCBI's taxonomy places the organism in Eukaryota, Metazoa, Chordata, Actinopteri, Centrarchiformes, Sinipercidae. The coding region runs from base 1 to 852 and encodes 283 amino acids. The transcript has 7 exons.